Notechis scutatus (mainland tiger snake) is the source of this 366-nucleotide messenger RNA. Lineage: Eukaryota; Metazoa; Chordata; Lepidosauria; Squamata; Elapidae. The record is from RefSeq and is a predicted model, not a curated record.
UCAUUUGGGAAUCGGAGAGCGAUUCAAAUUCGGAGGAAGAUGGCGAUGAGCAGGAGAUGGAUCUUUCCAAGCAAAUGGCGGAAACCAAAGAAAAGAUAGCAGAAAUUGAGAAAGCUUCUCAAACCCUCUUAGCCGAGUUGUCCAGCAUGGAAACGGAGUAUGCGAUUGAGAAGAGCUGCCGAGAACAGGCAGAGGCCUUUGCCCUCCAGGUGAGCCAGGAGAACAAGAAGCUGAAGCGGAUCAGCCUGGCGCUACUGCCCAGGUUGGGACUCCACCAGGAAGACUUCGCGUUCCUGAACAGCGGAGAACAGGCUGCUCCUGACCCUGCGCUGGAUCCCAUGGGCAGGUGCCUUCAGCAGAUCAAAG